AUGAGGUCUGUGAGCAGCGGUGAACACCGACCCUUUACUAAGUACCUCAAGAAGAAUGGGAAGUCAGAGCAGCAUAAAGCCUUGGGACACAGGAAGAAAGAAUCAGAGGUGUAUGUUGGAAAUCUUCCAUUGGACACCAAGGAGGAGGACAUUCUAUCCCUUCUGAAGGACUUUGGCCCACUCCGUGUCCAGAAAGUCCAGAAUGGCUGCAAAUGCUUUGCAUUUGUUGACCUGGCCUCUGCGGAGAAUGUGCACCUCGCAGUCAAGCAGCUGAAUGGACAAAUGUUUCAUAACCGGAAGUUGUACCUGAACUCAAACAACUGGAUCCCCAAGCAGAACUUGGACUCCACAAAGGGCAACGCAGAGUUACCGGCUUUGGAGAAUAUUCCUUUUGAAGACAAAGCUGCGGUGAUUCCUGGUGAGAAAGAGGAAGCCACAGCAACUCCUGUGCCUGCCCGGCAGACCCCUCGAGCACCUGUUUCCCCUAAUGUAACCGAAAGACCAAGGACAGCCUCCUAUGCAGUUCCCAUGGAGAUGAGAGGAUCCUUCUUGGUGUUUCUUCUAAGGGAUUGCUUCCAAGACCUGAGCUGGCUAGCCAUUAUUCGCAGCAUCCGUGGGGAAGUGGGGCUGCUGGUGACAGACACAGUCCCCCAAACACCAUUCUUCUGGGCCAUCCACCUCACCGAGGAGGCUCAUAUGAACAUGGAGAAGCUGUUUUGUGCCCUGGCAGAAGUGGAGGAGCAGCAGCCUUACCUGGCGGAGGCAGAGGUUCAGCGUGGGAUCCGCUGCUUGGGGGAGUGCCACCUGGGGGACGAUGAUGAUGGGGCUUGGAACAGGUGCUGGGUGUUGGACCGAAUAGGUGACUGGGCGGUGGUGCUCUUCAUUGAUUUUGGCUGUUCAGCCACUGUCCCAGUGCGGUCUCUGCGCAGCCUGGACAGUGAUGAUUUCUGGGCCAUCCCACCUCUGACUCAGCCCUUCGUGCUAGAAAAAGAUAUUCUCAGUUCCAAGCAAGCUGUUCGUCAAGUCAUGAAAGGAAGAAUCACUGGCUGCUUGAACAUGGAGUCUCACGUCCUGAAGUUUGAAGAAACGAAAUGAUAAACCUGCUCACUUAUUUUUGGUUUCCCAACCCACCACCACCCCAGUUCCCUAGGUGAUACCAACCCACCCAUUUUGUUUGUAGCCAUGCUGUUUCACCUCAUCCUAUUGGAUCACUUUUAUGUCUGUAUCCCUAGGAUAAGCUUGUGAUUAUAUUUGAUUAGAUUCCAGUUCACAGGGCUCUGGACCCUGGCACAAAACCUGGAAAUUCCAGGAAAGUAGUUAAAAAGCUUUUCAUUUUCCCCGGUGCUCUUCUGAGAA
Molecule: messenger RNA, 1356 nt
Organism: Trichosurus vulpecula (common brushtail)
Lineage: Eukaryota; Metazoa; Chordata; Mammalia; Diprotodontia; Phalangeridae
Gene: TDRD10
Product: tudor domain containing 10
Exons: 12
Coding region: 1-1095 (364 amino acids)
Molecular function (GO): RNA binding
Source: RefSeq, a predicted model, not a curated record